ACUGGUUUCUGCUUUGUGACAACAAAGAUGACCCUCAGCAACCGUAGGCUUAAACCCUACCUUCUUAGCAGUCUCAGUGGAAAGAGAACUCUUUCCUGAGAGCCCCAGUUUGAAAACAGUUUCCUCUCUGAAUAAGUGUGAAAUGGUGACAGAAGAUCCUUUGAGACAUGUUUAGUCUAGAUGUUUCCGGAAGAGCUGCAGCCUUUGAAGAAACACUUUUUGACGACGAUAUCAGACCAAAGACUCCUUCCUACUGGGGAGAUGAGGAAGAUUGGGGCACACAUGAACCCAGAUCUGAUUGAUGAGAAGGAACCAACCAUGUGAUGAUCUGGGGAAGAACAUUUCGGGUAGAGGGGUCAGCCAGUGCAAAACCCCUGAGAUGUGUUCAAGGAACAUCAAGGAGAUCGGUGUGGCUGAAGCAUAAGUGAAGCAGAAGGGGCAAGGGCUUGGAGUGGUUGACAGAGGCCAGAUCAUGUGGGGCCUUGUGGGCCAUGGGAUUGACAGCCAGACCAGUUUGCUCUGUUCAACUGUCCCACUGAGGAUCUAUUGAGGAGCCUGGAGAGGAGUGGCUAGACCAAGACCUCCCCCGAUGUGAGCAGGUGUCCUCCUCCCUGCACCACCCAUUGCCACCACGCCAGGGAACAUCCUCAAGCCCUGGCCCUCAGGGGAGAGGUAACAGGAGCCCGCAGCCGAGACCAUGUGACGGCGCUGGCCCUUGCCACCGCCGUCCCCCCCACCCUGGCCCCAGGCCUGGCACCAUGAUGUUCCGAGACCAGGUGGGCAUCCUCGCUGGCUGGUUCAAGGGCUGGAAUGAGUGUGAACAGACAGUGGCCCUGCUGUCACUUCUGAAGCGGGUCACCCGCACCCAGGCCCGCUUCCUACAGCUCUGCCUGGAGCACUCACUGGCGGACUGCAAUGACAUUCACCUGCUGGAGUCGGAGGCCAACAGUGCUGCCAUCGUCAGCCAGUGGCAGCAGGAGUCCAAAGAGAAGGUGGUGUCCCUCCUGCUGUCCCACCUACCCCUGCUUCAGCCAGGCAACACAGAGGCCAAGUCGGAGUACAUGAGGCUGCUGCAGAAAGUGCUGGCCUACUCGAUUGAGAGCAAUGCCUUCAUCGAGGAGAGCCGCCAGCUGCUCUCCUAUGCCCUCAUCCACCCGGCCACCACGCUGGAGGACCGCAAUGCGCUGGCCCUCUGGCUGAGUCACUUGGAAGAGCGGCUAGCUAGCGGCUUCCGCACCCGGCCUGAGCCCACCUACCACUCACGCCAGGGCUCGGAUGAGUGGGGUGGCCCUGCAGAGCUGGGCCCUGGGGAGGCAGGACCAGGCUGGCAGGACAAGCCACCCCGGGAAAAUGGACACGUGCCCUUCCACCCACCCAGCUCAGUGCCGCCAGCCAUCAACAGUAUUGGGAGCAACGCAAACGCAGGUCUCCCCUGCCAAAUCCACCCCAGCCCGCUGAAGCGCUCCAUGUCGCUCAUCCCCACGAGCCCCCAGGCCCCUGGUGAGUGGCCGAGUCCAGAGGAGCUUGGGGCCCGGGCUGCUUUCACCACGCCCGACCACGCACCCCUCUCGCCCCAGAGCAGCGUGGCCUCCUCUGGCAGCGAGCAGACGGAGGAGCAGGGCUCCAGCCGGAACACUUUUCAGGAGGACGGCAGUGGCAUGAAAGAUGUGCCCUCGUGGCUUAAGAGCCUCCGCUUGCACAAGUACGCGGCCCUCUUCUCACAGAUGAGCUAUGAGGAGAUGAUGACACUGACUGAGCAGCACUUGGAGUCUCAGAAUGUCACCAAAGGUGCCCGCCACAAGAUAGCCCUGAGCAUCCAGAAGCUGCGCGAGAGGCAGAGUGUCCUCAAAUCCCUGGAGAAGGAUGUUCUGGAAGGCGGGAAUCUGCGAAACGCUCUGCAGGAGCUGCAGCAGAUCAUCAUCACCCCCAUCAAGGCCUACAGUGUCCUCCAGGCCACUGUGGCUGCCGCCGCCACCGCUACCACCUCUACUGCCAAGGACGGGGGCCGGGGGGAGCCGCCGCUGCCAGGUGCAGAGCCUCCCCUGGCUCACCCUGGCACAGACAAGGGCAGUGAGGCCAAGGACCCUCCAGCUGCAGAGGGCUACCCCCCUCCACCAGCUCCAGCUCCCACUGAUGGCAGUGAGCCAGCCCCGGCUCCCGUCGCUGAUGGAGACAUCCCCAGUCAGUUUACACGGGUGAUGGGCAAAGUGUGCACCCAGCUGCUGGUGUCCCGACCAGACGAGGAGAACAUCACCAGUUACCUCCAGCUCAUCGAAAAGUGCCUGACUCAUGAGGCUUUCACGGAAACGCAGAAGAAACGGCUGCUGUCCUGGAAACAGCAAGUGCUGAAGCUCCUCCGGACCUUCCCGCGCAAAGCCGCACUAGAGAUGCAGAACUACCGGCAGCAGAAAGGCUGGGCAUUCGGCUCCAACUCACUCCCCAUAGCUGGCUCUGUGGGGAUGGGGGUGGCCCGGCGGACCCAGCGGCAGUUCCCAAUGCCUCCCCGGGCCCUUCCGCCUGGCAGAAUGGGCCUUCUGAGCCCCUCGGGCAUUGGGGGCAUCUCCCCUCGACAUGCCCUCACCAGCCCCAGCCUUGGGGGCCAGGGCCGACAGAACCUGUGGUUCGCCAACCCUGGAGGCAGCAACAGCAUGCCCAGCCAGAGCCGCAGCUCUGUGCAGCGGACCCACUCGCUCCCGGUCCACUCGUCCCCCCAGGCCAUUCUCAUGUUCCCUCCAGACUGCCCGGUCCCUGGGCCUGACCUGGAGAUCAAUCCCACUCUGGAGUCUCUGUGUCUGAGCAUGACAGAACACGCCUUGGGUGAUGGGACAGACAAAACCUCCACCAUCUGACGGGACCCACAGCCCAGCGCACCCAUAGGCUCCCCGGGCGGCGGGCGGGGGCCAACCCCCAACGGGCUUCUCCGCGACAGCGAGAGGGUGGGCUGGCUCAGCUAUACAUUCUAAUAUUUUUCUACUCUCUCACCCUUUUAACUUUUGUUUAACAUUGGCACACGCCUUGCUCACUCCCAGGCCCGUCGAGGGAUCUCUGCUGAGGCCCAGGGAGGUAGGGGGCAGCCAGGGUAAAGGGGGCAGGGACUGGCCAGCCUGCCUGCCCCCUCCUUCCCUCCUUCAUCCCCCACCUGGCCCCGUCCCACCCCUGCCUCCUCCAGACUGCCGGCCACCUGCCCCUCCCAAGAAACAGUCUCCCUCAGAGACUCACUGACCCACUGUCUUGUGGGGCCUGCUCAGAACCAUCUGACAUUUGGGGAGAGAUGAGUGAGGUAGAUAAUCUGCUCUCCUGAACGUGAUUUGAGAGGAGCUGCAGAGAUAAAGGCGGGUGAGGAGAGGAGCGUGUCUGUCUUCGCGCGCGCGCGCUCUCUCUCUCUCUCUCUCCCUCCCCCACCCCCCGCCCCCCGCCCCCCUCACCUCCUUGCCGCCUUCUUCUCCUUCCCCAUUCCCAUCAUUCCCCGAGGACAGGAGCCACUCUCCUCUCACUCACCUCCUUUUGCCCUGUUUAUCAGAGGUUCUCUGCAAUUAAUUUCUUAGGCCUAUUUAAGAUACAUAUUUAUAUAGUUCUUAACGGUUUUUCUCUCUGAUCAUUCCCUCUCAUUUUUAGAAUCCCCAGGCCUCUCUCUGAGCCAAGAAAGUGGCAGGGGGAGCCUGAAUUUUACGAGAGGAGAGGGCAGAGCCCUCUCCUCCAGACCCCUCUAGCCCUUCCCCACUUGCCCCCAGCCCUGGCUCCCCAGAUGCGGAGGUUGAAGGCUGGGAGCCAGGGCAGCCAGUGAGGUCAGGAAGUCUGUUGCCUUAACGUCUCCUUCCCCCACCGACACAAACCCUUCUCCACUCCCAGGUCUGGUUGCUGAAAGACUUGGGGGUAAGGAAUAAGGGAAAGGGGAUGGUUUUUGGUUUCUUUCCCCACCCCCAUCCCCUUUUCUUUCACCCUCACCCCACCCCCCCCAUUCUGUCAUGACCUCACUUAAGUGGAACACUAUAUCAUAAGCCAGAGAUUCGUCCCAGCCCCAGAGUCAUACAGACCCUCCAAUCCCUGUUCCUCCUGAGGGGUUGUGCUGGGGCCCAGGUGGAGGGGGGGGGAUUUGGGGGUUCAGGCUGUAGGGAAGCCAGGGUCCUCUAUUCCAACCCCCUGUCCCCCUCAACCCACCCUUGCCCCCACUGGGACAUUCUCAAGCUUUUCACACCGAAAAGGAAAAAAUGUUAUUUUUAGAUACAUUUUAUGAAUAACUUUUGUUAUGAAUAUGGCUGGUAACCAUUGUGUAUGUUAUUAAAGAUACAAAAUGUUGGGAAAAAAAAAAACCAAAAAAAAAAAAAAUUUUAAAACCACCACCCUCCCUGCACUCACCCAUUCCCCAGACCUUCUUGCCUCUGCUCUCCUGGUCUGGACCUCCCUCAACUCUGAGCCCAGGGAGGGGGAGGAAGCCAUGGGGUGGGGUGGCCCUGGGGACCUGCUCUAGGUCCCCACCUCCUCUCCCAGUGCCGGGCUGGGUAGGGUGUCAGGUUUAUUUAUGUACCUCUUGCACACUCAUCAACCUAUGCAAGUCCCCCACCCCGGCCCCUCCAUGUUUCUGUGCCUUUGCUCAUUCCCCUCCAACUCCCAGGGCUUCUCCAAUCCUCUCCUAGCCCGGGGAAGUGGGAUGGACAGGGGCCACCUCGUUUUGGAAUCAGCAGGGUGUCCCUCUUAGAGACCCUCACCUCCUCCCAGCCAGUCCUGUCUUGUUCACUACCCAUCAGGGUGAGCUGGGUCUGCCUGGCCCCGGGAGGUGGUGAGGGACACCCCCACACACAGUGGGAGGCAAGAGCUGCCCCCCUCCCCCCACCUGUCAGCAGAGUGUGCAGGACGCAGGCGGCCCCACUCUGAUGGGCAGGACCCUGAUCCACUCCCGACCCUCCCCAGCCCCUGCCCCUCCACCAUGAUUUCACUCUCCCUUCUAUUCCCAGCCCCACCGGCAGAAUCAGCUUUGAGUAACUGUACAGUUUUUCUCGCUGUUGGAGAAGACUUAUUUGUUGGAGUUUCACUUGUUUAAUGGUCUGGGCUUAUUUUGGAAAAAAAAA
Balaenoptera musculus (blue whale) is the source of this 5066-nucleotide messenger RNA. It is a transcript of the gene SAMD4B, whose product is annotated as sterile alpha motif domain containing 4B. Bases 759 to 2849 code for a protein of 696 amino acids. Gene Ontology annotation, cellular component: P-body. The transcript is spliced from 15 exons. Gene Ontology annotation, molecular function: translation repressor activity; mRNA binding; protein binding. NCBI's taxonomy places the organism in Eukaryota, Metazoa, Chordata, Mammalia, Artiodactyla, Balaenopteridae. Gene Ontology annotation, biological process: negative regulation of translation; nuclear-transcribed mRNA poly(A) tail shortening; regulation of mRNA stability. The record is from RefSeq and is a predicted model, not a curated record.